AUGGCGUUUCUAAUCCUGACUACCGUCUUACUGGCAGUUGUCACAUUUGUUAGCUAUUUGAUUGCCUCUAGACGAGAAUAUUUCAAACUUCACAAAAAAAUCGGUCUCAAAGGACCGGACACCCAUUGGUUUUUGGGUAAUUUGGCAGAAAUCAUCGAGUAGGAAACUUGAAACAAGAGUCUAUGAGUUUUUUUUUGAAUUUUUAAGGCGACAGAAGACAAUGGGAUACGAUGAUUCUUAUGAAUGGUUCGGAACACUUCACAAGAAGUUUGGUGAAACGUUUGGGUAAGUUGUCCUUUACUGGAAUUUUCAUUGAUUAAUGGUCAUGCUCAAGUUUACAGAAUGUAUUUCGGAAAGCAGAUCAACAUUGUCGUGUCGAACGAGGAAGAUGUGAAGGAGAUUUUCAUUAAGCACUUUUCCAACUUUUGCGAUCGCAUGCUGCCGCCUAUUUUUGAGAAAACCAGUAAGACCGGGAUGACAAAAUGUCUAUCACAGAAGUAUUAUGUUUAGAGCUCACGACGUCUCUUCUCCAAUCCACGUACGCCGGCGGCUGGAAGAACUCCAGAAGCGCAGUUGCUCCAAUCUUUGCGAGUGGAAAAAUGAAAGCGAUGCACGAGACGAUCAACUCGAAAAUUGAAACGUUUUUGUCAAUUCUCGAGGAGAAAUCAGAAGCGAGCGGGCAGAAAGGAGACAUUUAUGAGUGAGUGUGAGAGACCAGUACUUCUGAAAACUGUUGUAAGUUGUUUAUAGAGAUUUCCAAGGUCUCACUCUUGACGUGAUCGGAAAGUGCGCAUUCGCGAUUGACAGCAAUUGUCAGAGGGAUCGGACCGAAGUGUUCUAUGUGCAAGCGCGCAAGUUCAUCACGAACAUUGACUUCCGUUCGAGUCCGAUCAUCAGUACUUCAUGUAACAAUUAGGUCGUCAGAGAGGAACAUGGUUUUUUUUCGAUUUCAGUGAUCCUUCCGGAGCUUAACUGGUUUUGGAAGUCUCUUUAUAAGUACACAGGAAUUGCUGCUGCUGAAAUUCCGCUGAUUGACGGGCUCUCCGAUGUGUUAGUGAGCCAAUCUGACCGUGAAUCUCAUUGUGUCAACUUCAGGUAUGAACGUCGUCGAGCCGGAGAAGGAGCGGAAAGUGUGGACCUGCUCAAACUGCUCCUAGACCGAGAGGACGAUAAAACGACGGCGAAGUCAAUGUCGAAGCAGGAAGUGAUCGAGAACUGUUUCGCAUUCCUGCUGGCCGGAUACGAAACCACGAGCACUGCGAUGACCUACUGCUCCUACUUGCUCUCAAGACAUCCGGAUGUGCAGCAGAAGUUGUUCGAAGAAGUCGAGGACACCAAAGAUUCACAGGGACUUACGUAUGAUUCAAUCCACGAGAUGAAGUACUUGGAUGCAGUCUACAAAGAGACUCUUCGAAUGUACCCACCAGUUAUUCAGUGAGUCAUAGUCUUGCAGCGCUUGUUAAUCACACAGAAAUCAUGAACCUGUUUAGUUUUGUCAAUAGAAUCUGCAUGAACGACAUCACGAUCCGCGGACAAUUCUAUCCGAAAGGAUGCUCUGUGACUGUACUUCCCUACACGGUUCACAUGAACGAGGCCAAUUGGACGAAUGCGUGCGAGUUCAUUCCGGAGAGAUUUCUGGAUUUCAACGAGAGAAACUCUUUGAAAUGGAUUCCGUUUGGCGUCGGACCGAGAUACUGUGUGGGCAUGCGAUUCGCAGAGAUGGAGUUCAAAACGACGAUUGCCAAGUUGGUGGACAAGUUCGAGUUGAGCAUGCCGGGAGAGCCGAGUAUUGUGCCGGAUGUCAAUGGGAUCAUCAUGAGGCCCAAGGAUCCUGUGCGAGUUACGCUUAUCAAGAGGGCAUAAUUGUACAAUUUCUGAAACUUCUGUUUGUGUAAGUUUCAGAAAAACGAGUUCCGAGAAGUAGUAUAUUGUCUUUUAGGCCGAAUUGCUAG
Molecule: messenger RNA, 1952 nt
Organism: Caenorhabditis sp. 36 PRJEB53466
Lineage: Eukaryota; Metazoa; Nematoda; Chromadorea; Rhabditida; Rhabditidae
Source: the annotation of a GenBank genome assembly